AGCGGUCCACCUUAACUGGAGGAGCAGAUAGCAGGAAGUAACGAAGAAAGGAGGGACUGGCCACAAAGCUACUAGCCUUCCAUGUUGAUUUUAUGGACGAAUGCUCAUAUCGCUAAUUCGUGCAAGAUAAAAAUAAACCUGACCGUGCACCAACUUUAGCAUGCAGACUUCACAGGCACGCCGGACCUAAAGAAGGCGUAUACGGGCUUCUUUUGUGAACAUGGCUGACGGCGGAGGUGAUGCAGACGUGGACGAUCCGCCCAAUAUUGUUUAUCCACUGGUCACAGUCUCGGAUCUGCCUGGCAGCACAGCCGCAGGUCGCAAUCUGAAAGAAUGGCUGCAGGAGCAGUUCUGCGACAACCCCUUGGAGGAGUGUGAGGACAUGCGCCUCCAUAACGCUGCCUAUGUUGGGGACCUGGACACCCUCAGGACACUGCUGCAGGAGGAUAGCUUCAAACAGCGAAUCAAUGAGAAGUCAGUGUGGUGCUGCGGCUGGCUCCCCUGCACCCCACUUCGCAUCGCGGCCACCGCCGGGCAUGGGGACUGCGUGGGGUUCCUGAUCGAUCAGGGCGCGGAGGUCGACCUGGUGGACGUCAAGGGCCAGACCGCCCUCUACGUGGCCGUGGUCAACGGGCACCUGGACUGCGUCAAGAUCCUGCUGGAGGCCGGCGCCAACCCCAACGGCAGCCGGCACCACCGCAGCACGCCCGUGUACCACGCCGCCCGAGUGGGCAGGGUGGACAUCCUGAGGGAGCUCAUCAGGUUCAGUGCUGACGUGGACGUGGAUCACCAGCUGAUGCCCAGCCCCCUCUUCAGCGCCCGCACGCUCUCCACCCUGGUGGUGUGCCCACUCUACAUCAGCGCCGCCUACCACCACCUGCAGUGCUUCCGGCUGCUCCUGCAGGCCGGCGCCAACCCCGACUACAACUACACGGGGCCCGUGAGCCGCGAGGCCCUGGGGCGCGGCCUGGCCUCCUGCCUGCUGGACGCGGUGCUGAAGCACGGGUGCGAGCCGGCCUUCGUCAGCCUGCUACUGGACCACGGGGCCAACCCUGCCCUGGUGCCGUGGGAGGAGCCUGACCCCGACGCCGCGGGCCGGGUGAGGGUCAACCCGGAGGCCCUGCUCGUCUACCAGGAGGCCAGGAAAUGUCCUCGGAGACUGACGCACCAGUGUCGCAUCGCCAUUCGGAGGGCGAUGGGGAAGAAGCGUCUGGGACACAUCCCCCGCCUCCCCCUGCCCGACGCCGUCAAGCUCUUCCUGCUCCACGAGAACUGCUGACGCCCCUUUCCCCUGCGGUGGCCGGUGCUCCUCUUGCUGUGCGAGCCUCCAGCCUCCAGGUGGCGCUGUUCUCCCCUGAAGCUGCUCUCGCCUGGUGCUCCGCCUCUGUGUCCCUCUGCCUGCGUUUUGAUUGUGUGACACAGAUAUUGAGUGUGUCUGCCAUUUUGUUCAGCACCGUUUACACUAAUGAAGAGCUGAAAAUGGGGCCAUAAUUUAAAAAAAAAAAUCAAGCGGAUGGUUAUCCUGGGAUGGAGAUCCGAGGGAGGAACAGUGGGAUGGAACACAGAAGACCACUGUGACUGGGUCAUGAAAAGGUUUCCUCAUAAUGCACUGCAGUCUCUGUGGUCUUUAUCACUCCAGUCCAGACGAAUCGGCUCGCAGGGUGUCUGUGUGUGUAGUACCCACGUUGCACAGCAUUGUCUGCGCUCAUAGAAAGGAGGUUCUGUUAAAGGUCCCUUCUGCUGUUCUCUGAAAAAAAGAUC
This is a messenger RNA of Megalops cyprinoides (Indo-Pacific tarpon), 1761 nucleotides long. It is a transcript of the gene asb1, whose product is annotated as ankyrin repeat and SOCS box containing 1. The record is from RefSeq and is a predicted model, not a curated record. The transcript is spliced from 5 exons. Gene Ontology annotation, cellular component: ubiquitin ligase complex. Lineage: Eukaryota; Metazoa; Chordata; Actinopteri; Elopiformes; Megalopidae. Gene Ontology annotation, molecular function: protein binding. The coding region runs from base 221 to 1279 and encodes 352 amino acids. Gene Ontology annotation, biological process: intracellular signal transduction; protein ubiquitination.